AUGCCUCUUCACCUCCUGGGCAAAAAAUCAUGGAACGUCUACAACGCCGAGAACGUCGCCCGCGUAAAGCGCGACGAGGCACAGGCACAGGCCCGCGAAGAAGAGAAUGACCGCUUGAUGCAAGAGGAAGAUGCCAAGCGCAGGAUAAAGCUACUCCGCGGCGAAUCUGUAUCCCCACCUCCACCGCCUUCUCGUCCAUCUGACCCGGAGACUUUAUCAACGAGACAUACCUCUGACGACAUAAGAAAGCCCUACAAAAGAAGGCGGGUCGCCGGGGAGAAUGAUACAGAUAGGGACAUACGAUAUGCACGAGAAGAUGCGGCCCAAGCAACCGCCAAACGCGAUGAACUCGUGCGAGCCUCUCGCAAGUCUGGUACCGCAGAGGAACCCAUACUAGACAGUGCCGGGCAUAUCAAUCUGUUCCCCUCCGCAAAUACUAAAUCGGAGAAGAACCCCGAGGCUGAAGCUGAAGCGGCACGGAAGAAACGCAGCUACGAAGAUCAAUACACCAUGAGAUUCUCUAACGCAGCCGGGUUCAAGGAAACCAUUGGCCAAAAGCCGUGGUAUUCCGCGGCGGACAAGGAGGCCAUGGCACCAGGCUCGACCGCCGAGAAAGAUGUAUGGGGGAACGCAGAUCCGAGACGCAAGGAAAGGUCACAAGCUCGCAUGAGUGCUAAUGACCCACUUGCAGCUAUAAAGCGGGGCGUUCGACAGUUGAAGACAUCAGAGCAGGAGCGGAAGCGGUGGAAUGAGGAAAGGCGCCGAGAACUAGACGCCUUGAAAACAGACGAGGUGAAAAGAUCAAGCCACCGGCGUGCUCGAUCGCCAUCGGUAGACAGCCUCGAUGGCUUCAGACUAGAUGGACCACAAAGGGAAAGUGAGAAAGACCGAAAAUCCUCCGGUGGACAUGAGCGCCGCCAUCGAGAUCGAAGUCGCGAUCGAUCCCAUCGUCAUCGCCGGGUGAGAAGCCGAGAAAGCCACCGUCGUCGAUCUGAAGGCCAUCAUCCUUCUCGUCAUGGCCAUCGCUCUCGCCACGGAGAACCCUCUAGCAAUUACAGGCGUUCGAGCAGCUCUACAACAAAGAGUCGUGAAUAA
Messenger RNA from Penicillium salamii, 1095 nucleotides. Lineage: Eukaryota; Fungi; Ascomycota; Eurotiomycetes; Eurotiales; Aspergillaceae. The record is from the annotation of a GenBank genome assembly.